Aspergillus puulaauensis is the source of this 2019-nucleotide messenger RNA. RefSeq lists its product as uncharacterized. Bases 1 to 2019 code for a protein of 672 amino acids. The record is from RefSeq and is a predicted model, not a curated record. NCBI's taxonomy places the organism in Eukaryota, Fungi, Ascomycota, Eurotiomycetes, Eurotiales, Aspergillaceae. Gene Ontology annotation, cellular component: nucleus. The transcript has 2 exons.
AUGGCCCGCUUGAACACGAGAAGCCAGGCGAAGCAGGACGACUCGCGAGAGAGGUCCCGGCCCCAGCGUCUGACCGAGCGAUAUGUUUCUCCCCCGCCGAAGGAGCGCCGCAGAGAACAACGGACAAUGACCACGGAGACGCUCUUCGAUAAACUGCCCGGACCGGCAGAGAAGCCGGCAUUGCAGCGGAGCAAGUCAACCAGGUCGAGGGCAAAGACGGUCGCAGAACAACAGUUUGAUAUCUUUGCUGAUAGCGAUGGGACAACUGACCGGGACACGCCCAAAGCUAAGAAAGCGACACCUCUGAAGUUGGCGCGUACCAAUUCGAUGAUUCUACCACUGCCACAGCAACCUAGGGCCCGGACGAGCAGGAAAUCAGAGCUAUACAACUACGACAAGGAGAAUGACCCGCUCGAGGAGGAGCUGGAUCCUGAGCCCGAGCCUACUUCACUUUCUAGAAACCCCUCCGAUGCAUCCUCGACCAGACGAUCGCCGACAAGGAAUCGAGACCCACAACAGUUUACUACGUAUCGACAACAGCAAGACGAGUCGGAAGACGAGAAUGGUGAUGAUAGUUUAAACUCGCUUGACGACUUUAUUGUUAGCGACAAUGACGAGCCGAGCUAUCAUGAAACCGAGGAUGAUGAAACUGAGGAAGAGGAGGAGGAACACAAAGUGUCUCCACCUCCAACACAACGGAGGAGAUUAGUUCGAGGUAGACGACCAGAUCCGACGGCUGAAAUAGAGAAAGCUUUGCUUGAGUCUGCACGGCGGCCAGAUCUUCGCCUCGAACCCUCCUUACCGGCUGCGUUCGCAGCAUCAUCGCCGCACUCGGAUAGGGUCGCAAGAAAACUAUUCCAGAAAGAAACCGAUGUUUCUGAUAAGAUGGACCGUUUGAACUUGGAGGAUAGUGAUCCCUCCUCCCAGCUUCAAAAUGAUCUGUUUGGGGCGGCAAUUGAUCCGGACUCAGUCUCCCACACACCACCAAAAGACUCAUCUUUCCAGACCCCCCCGCCCAGUCCAUCAAAGAGCAUCUUGCGCUCUCCGACGAAGGACAGAAUUCGAAUCCCGCCAACACCCCAUCGUGAAAGCACGGAUGAAUUCUGGAGCUUGGAAGUCACCAACAACUGGAUUGACCAACACUCCCCGCGCAAAGUGAAUCGACUGCUUCAGGAGUUUGACGAGUCCGAUUGCGAAUUCGAGUUCAAGUCCAAACCCUCGGAGGACAAAAAGCAAACCAAAACCCCCAGCAAGACCGCGCUGAAAAAGGCAGAAGUCGAAGCAAGGAAAGCCGCGGUAGCACGCAAGAAAUCAUUCGAUAACAAAAAACCAGCACUUGCGGAAGACUUCCUCAAAGUCCUCGACGACGCUGUUUCCGGAGGUGAGGUCCAAAAGCGCGCAGCAGAAACCGGCGGUGUUCGCAUUGUAUGGAGCAAGACACUUCAAACAACUGCUGGGCGUGCAAACUGGAAGCGUGAUAGGUCUCUUCCAACUCACGAUAGAUCUGUGACACCACCUGAUUUCUCAGCAUCUGGAAGCGAGACGCCUUCAGUGAAAACAAAACAUUACGCCACUAUCGAAUUAGCGGAACGUAUCAUCGACGAUGAAGAUCGAUUGAUCAACACCCUAGCCCAUGAGUACUGUCACUUGGCCAACUACAUGGUUUCCAACGUUCGAAAUCAGCCACACGGUGCGAGCUUUCAGGCAUGGGGCCAGAAAUGUAAAACAGCGCUUAAAGACCACCCAGUUUACGGUGGACGGAUCGAAGUGACGACCAGACAUAGCUAUAAGAUCGACUACAAAUACGUCUGGACCUGCGUUGACUGCUGUCAAAACUAUGGGCGCCACUCCAAGAGUAUCGACCCCAGCAAACAUCGAUGCGGUAAAUGCAAAGGUCUCCUGCAGCAGAUCAAGCCCAAGCCAAGAAGUGUCUCACCUAGGAAGAAACAACCUACUCCUCCCGCUGGUGCGGUGAAUGAUGUGGCGAAAGGUUUGGAAGUCGUCGAGUUGAGCCCGUGA